AUGUCAUCCGCACGGCUCAACACGACAGACGCCAUUUUCUCGCGUGAGAACCGUCUCCCAACGUAUUCCGUUGGAUCUCGAAAGACUACUCCAACAUCUAUCAGUCAUACGGCGGCUACUCGAACCAUUCCGUCAAACAUCAGGCUUGUGGAUACCUCCAAGUACACGAGACUUGCUGAGGGUUGUAAGGACAAGAUUCUGAGAUCGGGUAUCAACCAAGACCUGAUCGCUGCGGGUGGCAAAGCCUUACAGAGAAAUGCCGAGCAGGACAAUGUUGUGCUGUUCCACACCCAUGUAGCCCAUCUGACUUUGGAAUGCCUAAGGUCGAUCAUACAAUCGGAUACUCACGACGUCAAAAACACUUGGGAGCACCCACUGAGCCUCCCGUCUAUCCCCAAGCCCCAGCCCGACCCCGCCAGCGCCAACAAGACGAGCCGUUCCGCCACCAGACCAGCCAAGAGGAGACGAAUCUCUUCGCUGACCAGUGUCCAGGUUAAACCGGGUACUGGCAAGUAUGUCGAGGUUCGCCCGGAUAUGAUCGUUGUCCUGGAUCCCAAAGAUGCCAAAAAGAUCGAUCUCGAACGUGGCAGUCUCCUUGCAUUGUGCAUAUGCCUCAUCUGCCUCGAGAUGAAGCGGACAGGUAUUCUGUCCUCCCGCGUCGACGACAUCAAGGCAGCAGCAGCAGCCCUCUCCCAGCCAGGUGCCACACCGAACGAUGACAUCCUAGCACGGGGUUCGCGCAGCAACACGACGGAGGCGACUGAGCUCAAUGUGGGAUCGAGCAAUCUCUUCAAACAGGCGAUCUGUUAUUGCCUCACUCACCGGAUCAGGAACGCCAUCCUAUCUGAGUUUGGCGUUUCAUUCUUUUUGCGGUUCCCGGAGAUGCCGCUCAACCUCUCAAUCAACAAGCUUUGGGCACACGGAGUCGGUGACUGGAUGGAAGUGGGUAUACUGGAGGAAGACGACAGCGGACAGAUGCUGUCUGCUUACCUUGGCGCCAACAUCGAAGCUUUGAAGGACUUGCAGGAAAUCGGCCGUGUCGACGUUGGAUUUUGA
Molecule: messenger RNA, 1056 nt
Organism: Colletotrichum godetiae
Lineage: Eukaryota; Fungi; Ascomycota; Sordariomycetes; Glomerellales; Glomerellaceae
Exons: 1
Coding region: 1-1056 (351 amino acids)
Source: RefSeq, a predicted model, not a curated record